UAUAGCCUAUAGCCGGCCGGGAACCCUGCAUGCAAACGGCUCCUGACUGCGUUACCCAGUAAUGCACUGAGAGAGCGAGUGAGAGAGCGAGCGAGAGCAGGGAUCGGGGAUAGGGAGGGCUGGCCGAGCAGUAGCACUGCAGCCCCCCUCCCCCGGGCAAGGCAGCGAGCGAGCUGCUGCUGCUGCUGCUGCUGCUUCUGGCGGAGCGGUGCAGAGCAGAGCAGAAGCAGGCUGGAAGCACUCUGGCAGGUUCCCGGAGAAGCUCGAGCCCGGGGCUUUCUGCCGCUGUAGCUGGAAGCGCAGGGGGUGGGGGGGGUGGAAGUGUGCACUAUGCCUUUAACGCCCGGGUACAGUAGAUAUGUAUAGUGUGUAGUGUAGGGAAACUCUAGGCGGGGUUAAAGUUCAGCUCAUGGAGCUGAUCAGCGCUGGCUGCAGUUUAGCAGAGUUGGAAAUGUGAAAGCAAGAAGCAGACUCGAUUCUCCCCCCUCUUUCUCUUCUCUCUCUCUCUCUCUCUUUCUCUCUCCUCUCUCCCUCCCUCCCUCCCUUUCUCUCUCUCCCUCUCACUCACACACCUCCAAGCCACAAAACCCCCCACAGCAAUCAUGUAUUCUCCUCUCUGUCUUACUCAGGAUGAAUUUCAUCCCUUCAUUGAAGCACUUCUUCCCCACGUCCGAGCAUUUGCGUACACAUGGUUCAACCUACAAGCUCGAAAGCGAAAAUACUUUAAAAAACAUGAGAAACGCAUGUCAAAAGAAGAAGAGAGAGCUGUGAAGGAUGAAUUGCUAAGCGAAAAACCUGAGGUCAAACAAAAAUGGGCAUCCAGACUUCUGGCAAAGCUACGGAAAGACAUCAGGCCUGAAUACCGGGAGGAUUUUGUUCUAACUGUCACAGGGAAAAAACCUCCAUGUUGUGUUCUUUCCAAUCCAGACCAGAAGGGCAAGAUGAGAAGAAUUGACUGCUUACGCCAGGCAGAUAAGGUCUGGAGGUUGGACCUUGUUAUGGUGAUUUUAUUUAAAGGUAUUCCGCUUGAAAGUACUGAUGGCGAACGCCUUGUAAAGUCCCCACAGUGCUCAAACCCAGGGCUGUGCGUACAGCCGCAUCAUAUAGGGGUUUCUGUUAAGGAACUCGAUUUAUAUUUGGCAUACUUUGUGCACGCAGCAGAUUCAAGUCAGUCUGAAAGUCCAAGCCAGCCAAGCGAAGCUGAUAUUAAGGACCAGCCGGAAAAUGGACAUUUGGGCUUCCAAGACAGUUUUGUCACAUCAGGCGUCUUCAGUGUGACUGAGCUAGUAAGGGUCUCACAAACGCCAAUAGCUGCAGGAACAGGUCCUAAUUUCUCACUCUCAGAUUUGGAAAGUUCCUCAUACUAUAGCAUGAGCCCAGGAGCAAUGAGGAGAUCUUUACCAAGCACCUCCUCUACCAGUUCUACAAAGCGCCUCAAAUCUGUAGAGGAUGAAAUGGACAGUCCUGGUGAAGAGCCAUUUUAUACAAGCCAAGGGCGGUCUCCAGGAAGUGGCAGUCAGUCAAGUGGAUGGCAUGAAGUGGAGCCAGGAAUGCCAUCGCCAACUACAUUAAAGAAGUCAGAGAAGUCUGGUUUCAGCAGUCCCUCGCCUUCGCAGACCUCCUCCCUUGGAACGGCAUUCACACAGCAUCAUCGACCUGUCAUUACAGGACCCAGAGCAAGUCCACAUGCAACACCAUCGACUCUUCAUUUUCCAACAUCACCCAUUAUUCAACAGCCUGGGCCAUACUUCUCACACCCAGCAAUCCGCUAUCAUCCUCAGGAGACUCUGAAAGAGUUUGUCCAACUUGUCUGUCCCGACGCUGGUCAGCAGGCUGGACAGGUGGGGUUCCUAAAUCCCAAUGGUAGCAGCCAAGGCAAGGUGCACAAUCCAUUCCUUCCUACCCCAAUGUUGCCACCACCACCUCCGCCACCAAUGGCUAGGCCUGUGCCUCUGCCAGUGCCAGACACAAAGCCUCCAACCACGUCGACAGAUGGAGGUGCCAGCUCUCCCACUUCACCAACCUACUCGACACCCAGCACCUCCCCUGCAAACCGAUUCGUCAGUGUUGGACCACGGGAUCCAAGCUUUGUAAAUAUCCCUCAACAGACACAGUCCUGGUACCUGGGAUAAAAUUCACAGCUUCCUACCAUCCACCAGACAGACCACCUGACUCCUUCCCAACUCUGUAACAUGGAAGCAGCAGCAACACAGUGCAGUUACUUCGCGUACGUGGAAGGGGAGAUGAACAGAUAUUGACAGCAAACAACUGCUCAUAUUCGGAAACAGCAAACGUUAUGGUUGAUUGACAAAGGCCGUAACAUUGUUGGGGGGAGGGGGAUUUUUUUUAAAAAAAAGAGAGAACACCUUAGUGACCGAUGUAAUUUCUCAUAUGGUGCUGGAAAUGUUUGGGCUUCAUACUUUUUGAAGUGUUUCAAUUGGUAGUGUAAGCAUAGGGACACUGGGUAGUACAGCUAGCCUGCUGGCUGCUUACUGACUUGCUGUUAUAACACUUUCCAUACAGCGCCUAACAGUUUUACAAUAUUUUCACUGAUUUAUUUUCCAUACAGGUGUGAAACUUCUUGAGAGAUCAUUGAAGAACACACACAAAUGAUAACUUUUGUAGUAGCUGAAUUCUGCAAUAUAGAACUUACAGGACAGACAUGAGGCAUGUUUUUCUGUAACAUAUCAGGAUUUUUUUUUUAAUUUUACAGUUAGCAGUUAUAUAUGUCACAUGAAUCAUAAGAGUAUUAUCAACAGGUUGAUUUCCACUCAAGUUGCAGAGAAAUAUAAAACAUCAACCUACUGUUGUUCACGCAAAAAAGAAAAAAAGGGUUUAAAUGCUGCACUUACAUAAAACAUUUUUGACGAUUUUCAACAAUGACAUAAAAUUCACAUGGAAAUGGGGAAGUUGGUCUGUUUUGAUAGAAACUGACAGGAAUCAAUCAAAACAAUCAAAUUUUGAAUUGAGAAAAGUGCAAUUUCAUUGGAUAGCUAAAUAUCUUUGUAAGAUAGAGAUUGUUGAAAAUUCUAUUUUUGUUUUCCAAGUCCUAUCACCCCAGGACUCUAAAUUAUUGGGGUAAAAAACAGCCUUGCAAGAAAAAAAGGGGGAGCUAUUUUUGCUUUUUAUGUUUUUUAUUGUUAAACUUGUAUCCCUUUAAAACUGAAGGAAAUUUUAAAAAAAACAACUAAAUUUAAUGGUGCUUUUACCACAAUAUGUUAUCUACAUUAAAUGCUAAUUAAUCAUUUUCUGUUAUCAAAGCACAUAAUUAAAAUUAAAUCAUAAUAUCUGUUAAUUUUAUAAGCUAAAAGUCACUAUAAUAGAUUAUGCCAAUUCUGACAAAUCGUAUGUGUUUCCGGCAAUAUAGGGUAUAUCACUUCUCAAGAUACCUUGGCCACAACCCAACACAGAGGUAGGUGUGCCUAAGCCCACUGAAGCAAACGGCUUUAAGCAUGCCUCACCUAGGAUUGGAUCGUGGCCCUCAAGAUAAUAAGAGACAGCUGUCCAGAAAGUAAAACGCCUUUGUGUCCCUGAACUGGCUUUUUUUUUUCUGGACUUCAGAGGUAACAAUACAGUAGCAAAAUGUUGAUUCUACAUCUUAUGCCAGUUCAAAGCAAGGGCACUUGCUGAAAAAAGAAAGUUUGGACCCCAAAUGUCCUGUAUCUUAUGUACAAAAAAAAGAAAAUGCAAAAAAAAAAAAGCAAAAAAAUGCAAGUGAUUUUUUUCUAUCAGACAGCGGAGCACCCCUUUGCUUCCCAUGCAACUUUAAGAAGGUUUCCUAUAUUAUACAUAUAUAUACGUUCUGGUUGGUGGUCUAGCUAAUCAGAGAAAGUCUCUGCAUGUUCUAGUGUUAGUAACUAAUUUUUAUAUAGUUAAUGUAGGGUAAAGUAGAGUGCAUUAAGACACAAUAUUGUAAUCCCUAAUCCAGGCACUUGCCUUUAAACUAUGUUUGUUCGGCCCUUCAGAAGGGUUUCUACUACUGUCCUAUACAAUCAAGUAAACUGAAUUUCUUGGGAAGACACUUUGCUCCUCAUCUUUUCCCUAAAACUACUUUUUUUUUGUUUUGUUUUCUUGAUUUGCACGAAACAAAAAAAAAAUUCCAUAUCAAUGUGCCUUGCCCUGGAUAGCGAUUAUUUGUGGAAUUGUUGCACAUGUUCCUAUAUUGAAAGGGGUUUUUUU
Molecule: messenger RNA, 4179 nt
Organism: Elgaria multicarinata webbii
Lineage: Eukaryota; Metazoa; Chordata; Lepidosauria; Squamata; Anguidae
Gene: NFIA
Product: nuclear factor I A
Exons: 11
Coding region: 603-2132 (509 amino acids)
Biological process (GO): regulation of transcription by RNA polymerase II
Cellular component (GO): nucleus
Molecular function (GO): RNA polymerase II cis-regulatory region sequence-specific DNA binding; DNA-binding transcription factor activity, RNA polymerase II-specific
Source: RefSeq, a predicted model, not a curated record